GUCAAUAACCCUUAUCACCACAAAAUGUCUUUCCGUGGUCGUGGUAACGCUUCUGGUGCCAACCGGGGAGGCUUCGGUGGUGGCCGUGGUGGUCGCGGAGGCUUCCAGCAGUCAUUCGGCCCCCCAGCCCAGGUCCUGGAGUUGGGUUCCGUGAUGCACUCUUGUGAGGGCGAGAUGGUCUGCGAGUCGGUCAACCCCAAGAUUCCUUACUUCAACGCUCCUAUCUACCUGGAGAACAAGACUCAAAUCGGCAAGGUCGACGAAAUUCUCGGUCCCAUUAACCAGGUCUACUUCACCGUCAAGCCCCAGGAUGGUAUUGUCGCCACUUCUUUCAAGCCUGGUGACAAGGUCUACAUUGGCGGAGAUAAGUUGCUUCCUCUUGAGAAGUUCCUCCCCAAGCCCAAGCCUCCCCCAGGAGCUGCUAAGCCUAAGCGCGCCGGUGGUGCUGCCCGUGGUCGUGGUGGAUUCGGCGCUCCCCGUGGUCGCGGUGGAUUUGGUGCCCGUGGUGGUGCUCCCCGUGGCCGUGGUGGCUUCGGUGGUGGUCGUGGUGGUGGUUUCUCCCGCGGCGGCGGCGGCGGCUUCUCUCGUGGAGGUGGUCGCGGUGCCCCCCGGGGUGGUGGUGGCUUCCGCGGUCGCGGAUAUUGA
Molecule: messenger RNA, 645 nt
Organism: Penicillium coprophilum
Lineage: Eukaryota; Fungi; Ascomycota; Eurotiomycetes; Eurotiales; Aspergillaceae
Product: H/ACA ribonucleoprotein complex subunit GAR1/NAF1
Exons: 5
Coding region: 25-645 (206 amino acids)
Biological process (GO): snoRNA guided rRNA pseudouridine synthesis; ribosome biogenesis
Cellular component (GO): box H/ACA snoRNP complex
Molecular function (GO): box H/ACA snoRNA binding
Source: RefSeq, a predicted model, not a curated record